This is a messenger RNA of Leguminivora glycinivorella, 1032 nucleotides long. Its product is annotated as bromodomain adjacent to zinc finger domain protein 2B-like. Lineage: Eukaryota; Metazoa; Arthropoda; Insecta; Lepidoptera; Tortricidae. The transcript has 7 exons. Bases 1 to 1032 code for a protein of 343 amino acids. The record is from RefSeq and is a predicted model, not a curated record.
AUGUUUGAGAAAAUUCAAUUGCAUUACAACUUAGGGCUAUCGGCGGAGCGGGAACGAGAACGGAGAGUGGCGGAUCAUCAUCAGACUGACGCUGAGAUCCAACAAACGGUGUCCACAACGAAAAAUGGUGCUUAUUAUGAGCAUCUACACAAUAACAAUACUUACAAAUUAUCAGAGGCCCUCCGAGACAAGCCAUUCUUAGCGCUCAACGCGACAACCAAGUCCGCCAUCUUAGCUUUCCUGUGCAACGAACUGCUGCAGAACAAGUCAGUGCUGCGACAGAUAGAUGGCGCUCUCGAUCAUCUCAAUCAGUUGAAGAAGGAGCGGUACCUUAUGGAUAUGAAAAUACGGAAAGUACGAGUCCUCCACCAACGCAAGCAGAGAGCAGAACAAGCUGAAAAGCAACAGCUACUUGCUUUGGAAAGAAUGCAGCGGUUGGUAGAAGAAAGUACUGCCAAUCUUAGUCGCGCCUCGCCACAGUCACAUGAAGAUGAGCAUGCUACCCCCGAAAAGGAUCGCAAAGAAGACGACAAGGAAUCCACCCCUGACAUCCCCCCCUCCCCCUACAAGGAGGAAAGCGACCUCUCCCCUCUCAAGGAUAAGAAGGAACUCAUGAACAAUAAUAAGGAAGAGUGUUCGCCGCAGGACAAUAAAGUUGAUAAGGACAGCGUCAUGGGGGAUUGCGACGCGAUACUUAGCGAUUUGGAGAGCGAGGGAACUCAGCCUGAAGAGGACGAAGAUAAGAACCUAUCUGCAGAAGAGUUGUCCCGAAAACUGGAGAAACUGCUGCGACAGUCUGAACAGCAGCUUCAACAACUGGCAGCCGGCUCUCACGCUCUGAGAUGUGGCGGCGUUUUUGUGGAAGCCAUGGAGUCUGCGCAGCCCGAGAUCAUGGACUAUCAUUUCGUGCUCGAAGAAAGAGCGCUGAGGCCCGCCACUACAGUUCCAAGAAGAGUAAUAAAAGAAGGCAAGGAAAUCCAAGCGGCCGUGCCGGACCUAGCGACCGAAGCGCUCAAAAAGAAGAAGCUCUAA